CCUGGGGGCCCGCAAAGCGACGUGCAGUUCCCAGGGUGGCUCAGAACGCUGCUGUCUCUCUGCAGAAGGAGAGCCAGAAGGCAGAUGAGUACCUGCGGGAGAUCAAGGACAAGGAGCAGCUCUCGGAGGCUGUACAGCAAUGCAUCGAGGCUGCAGGCUACGAGCACGAGCCCGAGACCCAGAAGUCCCUGCUCAGGGCAGCCUCCUUCGGCAAGUGCUUCCUUGACCGGUUCUCCCCUGAGAGCUUUGUGCGCAUGUGCCAGGACCUGCGGGUGCUCAAUGCCAUCCGGGACUACCAGAUCGGCAUCCCCCUCACCUUUGCCCAGUACAAGCAGCUCACCAUCGAAGUGCUGCUGGACAGGCUGGUCCUCCGGAGGCUCUACCCUCUGGCCAUCAAGAUCUGCGAGUACCUGCGCCUUUCCGAGAUCCAGGGCGUCAGCAGGAUUCUUGCCCACUGGGCCUGCUACAAGGUGCAGCAGAAGGACAAGUCGGACGAGGAGGUGGCCCAGGCCAUCAACCAGAAGCUGGGAGACACCCCCGGCAUCUCAUACUCGGAGAUCGCUGGUCGUGCCUACGAGUGCGGCCGCACCGAGCUGGCCAUCAAGCUCCUGGAGUAUGAGCCCCGGUCAGGGGAGCAGGUUCCGCUGCUGCUGAAGAUGAAGCGGAGCAAGCUGGCACUGAGCAAAGCCAUCGAGAGCGGGGACACAGACCUGGUGUACACGGUCGUGCUGCACCUGAAGAAUGAACUGAACCGUGGCAACUUCUUCAUGACGCUGCAGAACCAGCCAGUGGCCCUGAGCCUCUACCGCCAGUUCUGCAAGCACCAGGAGAGGGAGACACUCAAGGACCUGUACAACCAGGACGACAACCACCAGGAGCUCGGCAAUCUCCACGUCCACAACAGCUACGCCAACGAGGAGCGGAUCGAGGGGCGGGUGGCAGCACUGCAGAACGCAGUGGAUGAGUACUACAAGGCCAAGAAUGAGUUUGCCGCCAAAGCCACAGAGGAUCAGAUCAAGCUGCUGCGGAUCCAGCACCGGCUACAGGAGGACUUGGACAAGCCCUACCUGGACUGCUCCCUACACGACACCAUCUCUCACCUCAUCCUGGAUGGCAAACACAAGCGGGCUGAGCAGCUGUACCGGGAGUUCAAGAUCCCUGACAAGAGGUUCUGGUGGCUGAAGAUAAGCAGCUUGGCCGAGUGCGGCGACUGGGAGGAGAUGGAGAAGUUCUCCAAGAGCAAGAAGUCGCCCAUCGGGUACCUGCCCUUCGUGGAGAUCUGUGUGAAGUACCACAACCGCCAUGAGGCGAAGAAGUACGCGGCCCGUGUCACACCUGAGCAGAGGGUCAAGGCCUUCAUCCUGGUGGGAGACCUGGACCAAGCUGCCGACGCCGCCAUUGAGCACAAGAGUGAGAGCGAAAUGAGCCUGGUGCUGGCCAAGUGCUUCCCUGCCAUUGACGCCACCGUUGUGGAGAAGCUCAAUCGCGCCCGGGCCCAACUCCUCAAGAAAUAGCUCCUGCCUUGGCCAUCCCUGGACCCUGGGUGCAGGCCAGGCGCGGCGCUGUGCUCUGGACAUUGUGUCCUAGGCUGGCACCAUGGGGGCAAGGAUUGUGACUUCCUGGCCCCGGUGCAGCCUACUUGCCAGCACCUGCGCAGCAAACUUUGGCUGGAGGAGUCAGUGAAUCCGUGCCAAAGGGGUCUCCCUGUGCUGCUGUUGGGUGCAGGAACCGGACGACAUGGGAACCUGCUGCCUGUCCUCCCCCCCAGGCUAUUGCUCCAGCCCAAACCCCCGUCCAGCUGGCUCCUUCCACACCAGCCGCGCUGCCCCUGCCCUCCUUGCUGCUGGCUGAGCACAAGGGCAGGGGCGGAAGUCACAUCCUCCCGGGGUUCCCCUUGCAAGAGGCUGGGGUGGCAUUCCUGUGGGGACUGGGGUUUGGCCCCGGUGGGGGAGAGAUGUAUGGGGGGCUCAUUUGUGUGCAGGGGGGUGCGUGGAGACCAGUGCCAGGCUGGGGACACCUGCAUGAGGGUUUGUGGAGGCUGGGCAUGUGGCUACGUGGCCUGUCCCUUCGCUAUGGGAAAUAAAACCCUGGAUGUCCCUCUG
This is a messenger RNA of Gavialis gangeticus (Gharial), 2102 nucleotides long. It is a transcript of the gene VPS16, whose product is annotated as VPS16, CORVET/HOPS core subunit. NCBI's taxonomy places the organism in Eukaryota, Metazoa, Chordata, Crocodylia, Gavialidae. The annotation marks the transcript as partial. Gene Ontology annotation, molecular function: actin binding. The transcript has 13 exons. Gene Ontology annotation, cellular component: HOPS complex; lysosomal membrane; cytoplasm. Gene Ontology annotation, biological process: vacuole fusion, non-autophagic; endosomal transport; intracellular protein transport. The record is from RefSeq and is a predicted model, not a curated record.